CUUUAACAGCUUGAACUGAAGCUACCGGGCUUAUUCCCUUUAAUUCAUACUCGACCCUAUUGCUCGGCUUUUCUGAAGUUAUGUGUCCGGUGGAGUCAACACAGAGGCGCGGAUGACUUCCACAGAAAUAAAACCACCGCCUUCGUCAGAUAGAGAAACUGUAAACCAACUGACCUACCUGGCCGACAGCCUCACCCAUCAUAAUGUCCCCUUCAGUCUGUUGACGCUGACAGCUUCCCUGACGCUGUGCAGAGGGAGGCAGCUGGAAGCUAGCUGGCUAGCUAGCAUGCAGCACUGGCCCGGCGCUUCCAGGAGGCGGCGCUGCUGAGAGGCGAGUGGUCGGUGCUGAGCGUGUGUCUGUCGAACCGGCCAUGGAUGAAUUCUCCACCAGGACGUACGGCACUAGUGGCAUGGACAACAGACCUCUGUUCGGGGAGACCUCGGCACGGGAUCGAAUCAUCAACCUGGCAGUGGGGGGAUUUACGUCUGUGGUUGUUUUAGUGACUGUGAUCAGUUCGUUCGUGUUUCCCUCGUUGCCUCCGCGACCGCUCAACGUCUUCUUCGCCGUGUGCAUCCUGCUGGCCUGUGGAUCCACUAUAGUGCUGAUAUUCUGGUACCGGCAGGGCGACCUGGAGCCUAAAUUCAGGAAUCUGAUCUACUACAUGCUGGUGUCCAUCGUGCUGCUGUGUCUAUGUGCCAACCUCUACUUCCACGAUGUCAGGUAAAGGCAGGGGCGAGGAAGAGGAGGAAGAAGAAGGGAAGACAUGGCCUUGACGGGCGGGAACAGGCGUGGAAGGACUACGUGGAGAAACAGACUGACCAACCUGAAACUGCAGAAGACUCCUCACACACUAACAUGAAUGAAUUUCCCACCUGACCUGCAGCAAACUGGAGAUGCUCGGACCAAAACCGGUCAGACUUAAUGGUUCCAGUGGGAUGAAAACUGUCAGACUUGUUGGUGCUGAAACAUAGUGCACUGCACACACACACACACACACAGAUGUCACAGUGUAGAAGGCCAUAACUCUGCCUGGAGACACACAGCUCUUGAGUUGAAUCAGGUGUGUUUACAUGCACAUAAACGUUAUUGACAGUCUCACUUUUCACAACAUCAAGCACUUAUGAGAGGAUGCGGAGGCUCUGAUGUGAUGAUGCAGCAGUAAAAGGAAAAAUCUGCCUUUAGUCCUGCUCCUGUGGGUCCCAUCCAGUCUGUCUUCUGUUAUAUUGUCUGAAUUUUGUGUUAUUUUUAUGUGUUACAGGUAUAUUUAUAUCUUGAAACCGCUGUCAGAAACAAAGGGGCCAAAUUUUGCGUAUAUUACAUAAACCUCACCGGAUAAUCAAGAGACAAGCCGUGUCCCAUUUCAAGCAGCGUCUCCUUCAGAGUUUGUUUUUCAAGUCUGCGAUGACGACUUCACAAUCAUUCCAAAUGUUCCACCAGACUCCAGCCCAGAUCCCCAAAUCUGCUGCCUGUGGUACAUUCAGGGUCAGACAAUAUCGCCUCGCAGGAUCACAGGAAGUGGACUGAUGAAGAAGCCACAGCAGGGUGUAAAUGAUGGAGGUCUGACAUAUUGAAUGUCCCAAUUCUGUACUGCACACUUCUAACUGUCAAAAUAUACGAGAGAAACUCUCUCUUUCUUAUAUUUGCAGUAUGUGCGCUCAUAGCCAUCAAAGUGUUUUUCCAAAGAUUAAAUAUUUAUUUUGAAAGCUCCGGUUUCCAUUUUUCCAGUUGUGAGCAGCGCCUUCACUUCCUGUGUGUGUUGCAUUGUGGGCGACAUUGUACACCAGCAGCACACUCACAAAUUAAACCUUUUUCGUGUACGUGUAGACGUGUCGUACAGAAUUGGGCUACAGUCAUUCUCUACAGUUUCUGCUUGUUUGCACCCUGGCUGUUGAUUAUGUGUUUGGACAUAGUGAGCUGUUGCAUUCCCUGUUUUCCAUCAUGUCGAGCUAAAGCUCCACAUGUGAUUGUGUGGCACAGUGGUGACAGGAGAUCAGACGUCAUAGCUGCAGUCUGCUGCGUUUUUUUGACCACAGACGGACAGAAGAAGAAGAAGAAGAAGAAUGAUUUGGAGUUAUGCUUGAAAUGAAUUAAUCAUCAAAAUCGGUGCAGAUUAAUCCACCGUCAGUUUACUGAUUGAUUAAUCGACUAAUGGCUGCAGCUCCACAACUAACUCGGACCAAAAGUGAAGUAAAAUCAGAUGAAAGGCGUGUUUUGAAAAUGCACCACAUUGAGCUUCUUGGUAAUAAACCUGGAAGCUGUCAGGUUUGAGUUGACGGAGGCGCCCUGAAUGCACCAUUAGAUUUGCUCUGAGAGUGGGAUCGUGGUGAUGCUGCCGUGACUCCUCUGCACGCCAUCUGAGUCAGGCAGGAGGAGCCCUUCAGUCCUCAGAAACCACAUGGACAGCUGGAUUCUUGAGGCCAUGAUUGGUUUCUUAUCGAACCUCUGAAUCUUUUCAGAAAUCUGAGAACACGUUUCUGAAUUUGCUGCUGCAGGACGCAUCAACUCCAACAGGGUUUUAUUUGGAUUUUUUAACAGGGUGGAUUUUCCCUUUAAUCAGGAUGGAGAUUAUGAGCAUGUAAACACACCGAGUGAAGCGAGUGGGCUGAUUGAUCCUCCUCUCCCCUUCACGACUGUAGACUGUCGUACAAACUAGCUAACACAGCAAUAGCACGAGCAGCUUCAGGGUUCUGUGGCGAAUAUAUGCAACAGUUUGUUUUCUUUGCGUCUUUUCUGCUCUCUCAGCUUAUCUGAUGGUUGGAUUUCAUGAAUUUUCCAAAUGAAGUCUUGUUAAGAGGAUUUUUUUUUUAAUUUGAAACUCAUUUAAAUGCUGAAGUACACUGACUGCCAAUUCUUCCACUAGAUAUUGGUUGACUUACACUUUUGUCUAAGCCAUACAUGCAUGGACACACACACACACACACACACACUCAGGCCAGCUGUAGCACCAAUGAACAUGAAUGGGAACAUCCACGUGGCUUUACACUGCACAGCAGAUGUUUACAUGGAUCUGUACAUGUUUCUGUAUCACAUUGAUGUGUCUGCCAUCUAAAUUUUGCACAAAUAAGUCUGCCAUUUACAAACUGAGCUGGGUCCAGUCCAGGUCUGUAGCACGAAGUAGCUUUAAGUGUGUUUUUACAUCGAAAAUGAGAAUUCUAAUCAUGAAAACGCCUGGUAUUUUAGGUCUGUGCAGCUCACUGUGUUAAACAGGUUUGGUUUGGAUGUUGCUGGUUUACGGACUGAUGCCUCUGUAGCUGCUUUAGAGACCCUCAACGUGCAAGUAAAGGAAAAGCUGUUUCCAAAUGCACCAAACCUGGGUGGGUCAACAGGACAAAACAUCUUUUAAUCUGGAAUUGAGCACUUAUUAAUCUGAUGAUUGAUUUUCUUGAUUGUUUGGUUGAGAAAUGUUAGAAAGAUAUUUUGUUUUGUCCUACCAAAAAUCCCAAACUCAAAAACACUCAGUUUACUAUUAGAGAAGACAAGCCACAUUUGCUUAAAAUGUGGCUUAAACAGUCAAUCGAUCAAUUUUCAGUUGACUAAUUUUUGAGCCAUUUCAGCUCUAUGGCCAAGAAUGAAUCGCAAAGUAGGUCAUUAAGACCCUGAAGGUUCACAGCUUCUGCCAAAAUCAAAUUCUGGUUUCCAGUUUGGCCACAGGAGGCGAAAAAAUUCAAGUUGGAUCUUAAAGCAAGAGGCUGCCAUUAUGCUAAAGUUCUCUUACUGUCAACAAAUCCCAUGAAAAGACUAAAACCAUCAGUCUGUCAAUGCUUUCUGACUUCCUGUCUCUGGCUCUCAGCUCCAAGCCCAUUGGUUCCUACUGAAGACAUAAAUCUUUAAACUGGAAUUAGUUCUAUUCCUCCACCGACCAGUCAAGUUGCAUUUCCAUCCAUGUCUGUCCAGGCUCAUAUCAUACAUGUAGUGAAGAAUUCAGUGUUUUGGCAAAAUGAAAGUUUCCAGUGACUAAUGUCCAGUGAGGAACAUGUUGUCUUCACUGAGAGACUGUUUGUCCAGAGGACUGGUAGAGCUUCAUCACAUGGUGCAGCAACAAUCACCUAAAUAUCAAUAUCAGCAGAACCAAUCAUGUUGGACUGCAAUGCUUAUGGAUGUUGCUGCAAAGAAGCUACAAACAGUAAAACGUGGACGCUUCACACACAUGUUCAACCUGCAGCACAGCAGAUCUCUACAAUCAGCAGAGACGCCCAAGAUUAGAGUCAUCAGUUCAGUAUCUGAGCAAAUGUGAAAUAUGGUCACAAUCUGCCUUCUGUUCCUGCUGAAUAAUGGCCAGAGAAGCGUUUCUGCACAACACUAUGAUGUCACAGUGCUGCUGACCUUUGACCUUUUGGAUAGAAAAUGUCAUCACUUCAUCCUUUUAUCCUCUGAGACGUUUGUGUGAAGUUUUGUCAUAAUGAGCACGUGAAUUCUGGAAAACAUGUUUCGUGAGGUCACAGUGAUCAGUCAACCCUUGAGUCCAAAUGGAUGUUUCUGGCGAGUUUGAAGAAAUUACCUAAAGGCGUUGCUGAGAUAUCACAGUAACAAGAAUCAUAAUGAGGCGUGGAGGCAUGAAAACACAUCACCAAUGGAAAAAUAGUUUGCUAUAAGAGCUGCUCACUGUAGCUUUUAUCAAACCAACAGAAGGAAAUGGCACAUUUGUCUGGGACUAUUUUCAGCGGCGGAUUAAUCCACAUUUGGUGCUUUAGUGAGUGUGGCCGCAGGACUUGGACUGAAGGAACAUCAGUGUAACAGUGUGGCCCUACGCCUCGGAGGAGGAAGACUUUGGAUACACACAGUACUUGUUAGUAGGAUCGAUUCAUUAUUUUCUGGGAUUUGUUGACAGUAAAAACUAUGAUCCUUUAAGCUUGUCUCAUCCAUUGAUAUAAAUCAUCAGGCUUGUUGGUAACAUAGCAGCUGUGUGUGACCCAACAUGACUUCGGGGUGUUGAAACAGGAGAACUUUAAACUCGAAAGUUGCCUGUUUAGCAGAAAUUUCCCUGCAGCUUUGCUUGUUUUGCAGCUGUAGCUUUGUUUACAGAUGACCUGCAGUGACAUUUAACUGACAGCACAGCGACAAGGCCUCGACGUUAAGAUUGUCAAAGCCAUGUUUCUCUCGUUUUCUUCCAUUUAUUUUAUGGAAUAAAUAAUGGUGUACCCUGACUGCCUCUUUGCUUCACUGGGUGACUCAAGUUUACAGCAGCGGAUGUCAGGUGGAACCACCGUGUCUGCUCUAAAAUCUAAAAUCGUGUUAAGUCGUCGAGUGAUUUGGCGGGACGGACAGUCAAUAGUUCCGCGGUUAUAUCGAUUGGACCAUUAUUAGAGACGUCCAGAACCGUAAAAACUGCACAAAGUCAAAUAUACGAUUUAAGACUUGUUAGCUAGAAUUAAUAAGACAUGGGAGAACAACCAAUGAGAGUUUGACCUUCAUGUACUUCGCCUGUGGGUUUAAUCACUAGAUGUUGUUGUGUUUGAAUCCAAGUUUUUAUUUUAUUUUCCAAUAUUUAUCAUCCACAGUCACUAUGCUAGCAAGGCUAAAAAUAAAAUAAAUAAAACAAUGGAUAUAAGAUGGAUCUGAAGUCUUCACACGGAGCAUGUCUACAGAUGCACAGAUUGUAAAGCCUUGACAAAAACUGCUGAUUUUUGAAAUAA
This is a messenger RNA of Chelmon rostratus (copperband butterflyfish), 5634 nucleotides long. RefSeq names its product transmembrane protein 243, mitochondrial b (gene tmem243b). The record is from RefSeq and is a predicted model, not a curated record. The transcript has 6 exons. NCBI's taxonomy places the organism in Eukaryota, Metazoa, Chordata, Actinopteri, Chaetodontiformes, Chaetodontidae. The coding region runs from base 372 to 725 and encodes 117 amino acids.